GAGGGAGGACGGAGGAAGAGGGGACGGCAAGAAGAGAGAGAGAGAGACAAAGUGAGAGAGAGGAGAGAAAGAGGAGGCCGAGGGGAAAAGGAUGGAUUGCCUCCAUGCGUGGAUCUCGCUCUUGUCACUCUUGUCUCUCUCGACAUGGACGGUUCUUGGCCAAGCCGAAGAGUGCCGCACAGCCAUGCCUGCUGACAUUGUCUUCCUCGUGGAUGAGUCAUGGUCGGUGGGGCCUACAAGUUUCCAGCAGGUGAAGGAGUUUAUAUCCUCCAUUAUGCGUGCCUUCCAAAACCGCAUGCUGGGGGAGGCGGGUGUUCGAUUUGGGGUCACCGUCUACGCUGACACCCCAAGGAUGCGCAUCGCUCUGACGGACUACUCUACGCUGGACGAGGUGCUGAGGGCCGUGGAGGAGAUGCCCUAUGAGGGAGGUGGCAGCCGCACGGGGGAGGCCUUGGAGUUCCUCGCCGAGUCCGUCUUUGGGCCCUCCAUAGCCAGGGACAACACCGCUAAGAUCACUAUUCUUAUAACCAACGGCCGAUCAGAUGAUACCAUUGACGGGCCAGCGAAGACAGUGAGAGACAGUGGCAUCUCACUCUUUGCCGUGGGGGUGAGGAACGCAGAUGUGCUGGAGCUGAGGCGUGUGGUGACGGAGCCCUACGAGGAGCACCUCCUGAUGAGUGCCGACUUCGCCUACCUGGAGGACCUCCUGCUUCGGCUCUCGCGCAGAGUCUGCUUCACCGCCUCCGAGCCUCCACGACCCAUCACCAAGACACAACCAGUGGUGGAUGAGGUGAUCGUGGGGCCGAGGGACCUGCAGGUGAGCGAGCUGGCCUACAGCUCCCUGAGGCUGACCUGGAGCCCGGCCUCUGGAGACGUAACGGGCUACAGGCUGCUGGUCACUCCACACUCUCCAAAGGGACACCUGCUCUCGGCUCAGCAGACUCAGGUUGACCUGAAGGCAGAUGAAAGUACUGCUCAGGUGGUGGGCCUGACCCCAAAGACAGAGUACUUACUCACUGUGUAUGCCAUCUACCCAGGACGUGUCGGGGACUCAGCCAGCAUCAUCACAGAGACAACUCUGCUCCCCCAGGUGGCUAACUUCCGUGUGAUCGAGGAAGGCCUCUUCUCCUUGCGCCUGUCCUGGACACCUUCUUUAGCCAAAAUCGAUUCCUACAAGAUCUUCAUCCCUCGACCGGACCGUCCAGGACUGGUGUACGAGCAGACAGUGCGUGGCGACGUCUCCUCCCACGUGAUUGACAGUCUGGAGGAGGAUAAGAAGUACACCGUCAGCAUUUAUGCCGUCUACCCCGAGGGCCGGAGUGAGCCGGUGUCUGUUGUGGGCAGAACAUUGAAGCUGAUUCCGGUUGGGAAGCUCCUGGUGGAGAACGCCACCACAGACACGGUGCAGGCGCGCUGGACCUCCGUCAGGGGCGCCACGGGUUACAGAAUCACCUGGGCCUCCACAGCGGCGGAUGGACACAUUGAGAAUGUGAACUUAGGGGACUCUUACAACUACUACAUGAUCCAAGGCCUCCACACAGGCACCCAGUACAUCAUCACCAUCAACCCCAUCUUUGGGGACAUUGAGGGGCCCGUCACUACCACUCGGGCAAAAACACUGGAUUACAGUGCGGUCCAGUCUCUCAAAGCUCUGAGCAUCAGCACCAGCAGUGCGCUUACGUCCUGGAACGCUGUCCCUGGGGCCACUGGCUACCGGUUGGCCUGGGGUCCUACGCCAGAGUUUGUGGGUCGUGACCGUCCCCGACAGGUGGCUCUGAACGGCAACACUACGGAGUACCUGCUGAAGAAUCUGGUGUAUGACACGGAGUACGUGCUCUCUCUCUACGUGCUGUUUGGGUCCGUGGUGGGACCUGGAAUCACCGCCACCUUCCGCACCUCGCCUCUCGGCUACGUGUCCAACUUCAAGGUCACCUCCUACACCAGCACCUCCAUAGAUGUGGAGUGGAGCGCCAUCGUUGGAGCCACUGAGUACAAACUCACCUGGAGCCCAGAUGGUGCAGCAACUCAGAGCCGCUACUUGGACCGCAGUGCGCUGGCACACCGCAUUGAUGGACUCAUCCCACAGAUUGUGUACACUGUUAGCAUCGCUGCCAUUUACGGCAACACAGAGGGGCCAGAAAUGUCUGUCUCGCAACACACAGCUUCGCCCACAGACUCGGAGCAGAUUCCGCCGGUGAGGGAGGUGAAAGUGGUGGACAUCGGUAUCAACACCUUCAAGCUGGCCUGGAAGAGGACGCCGGGGGUGUCGGGGUACAAGGUGUCCUGGAGCUCCUUCCAUGGUGGGGAGGAGAAAAGCCAGCUGGUCCCUGCCACCUCCACUUCUCUGACCGUCAAGGGGCUGCAGGAGAGUUCGCCCUACAAACUUCAGGUGACGCCCAUGCUGGGCGAGCGAGAGGGCAGCCCAUUCAUGCUCACUGCUCGCACACUGGACAUGCCCAAAGUGAAUAACUUUGUCACCCUGGACGUGACGGACAACAGCACGGUCCUGAACUGGACGAGUGUGGCUGCGGCGUCCGGCUAUCUGCUCUCCUGGAGGCACAUUUCACAGGUGGAGAGCACAACAGAGACCCUCCGUGCAGCCAUCACUUCAUAUAAGAUCUCGGACCUGCUGUACGGACGGACCUACGUGUUCAGCAUACGUCCACUCUAUGGAGAGGUGGAAGGGCCGGUCACCACCAUUCACCAAAGGAUAGUUGGAAAACCUCGUCUGGUACCAUUGCACACUCUGUCCAUUACAUCGGCCCCAUCCCCCGUGAAUGCCAUCACUGCGUCCAGAACCACCAAAGGAAGUGCUGCUAUGCCCCCUCGCACCACCGCCAGGAACACACGCACACCUCUCACCGCCAAGAAUCCAGAUUUCCUCGAGACAACUGCUCCUCCUGGGACAGGAUGUGGUAAGGUCAAGGCUGACAUCGUAUUCCUGGUGGAUGAGUCCUGGAGCAUUGGAUCCAACAACUUUGGGAAACUGAAGGAUUUCCUCUUCCGGGUUGUGACCUAUUUCCCAUCUAUUGGCCCUCAGGGCACACAGAUUGCAGUGGUGCAUUACAGUGACAAUCCAAGGAUAGAAUUCAAUCUGAAUGACUACAAAGACCGCACCUCAGUGUUGAGAGCUCUCCGAGGAGUUCGCUAUGGAGGAGGAAACACCAAAACAGGCCGAGGCAUCAGCUACGUGCUGAAGGAGCUUUUCCACGAGUCAGUGGGCAUGAGGCAGGACGUCCCCCACAUCCUGGUGGUCAUCACGGAUGGCAGAGCUCAGGACAACGUGCUGCCUCCCGCCAGAAUCGCACAUGCCCUCGGUGUCAGUGUGUUAGCCAUUGGUGUGGAACGGGCCGACAUAGAGGAGCUACAGAACAUGGCAUAUCCCACCAGCUACAAGAACGUCUUCUUGGCCAGCUCUUUCGAUGACUUCCCCCACAUCGAGCGGGAGUUCAUAGGAAGCCUCUGCAGUAAGGCGCUGAUGUCCGAAUUCAAGCAGCAUGAUGAUGAGUCUGCACAGCUGGAUACCCCUACCGGAGACCCAGAGGGUUUGGCCAAGCCAGAGGGACCCUGCCCAUCCAGCUGUACCAAGGGUCAAAAGGGUGAAAAGGGAGAUGGCUUCGGACCGGGUGGACUGAGAUUGAAGCCGGUGCCCGGAGAGUACGACCCCUUCAAUCUCAACGCCAAGGGGGAAAAGGGAGAGAGGGGACCUCCUGGAACAGAUGGUGUUCCCGGGUUGCCGGGACGACCUGGAAGGACUGGACCACCUGGUUCGGCUGGACAGAGGGGUCCAGCUGGAGCCCCCGGGGACAUUGGACCUCCUGGUAUAGGAGGACAGAAGGGCCAGAGAGGAGAAAGGGGAGAGCCGGGAUACGUGGUCGGGAACAUGGACGUGGUGCCCGGACGUAAAGGAGAACCUGGAUCCUCUGGUCCCCAGGGUCCUCCAGGGGUACCGGGGGUGUCAGGGCCUCCAGGCCUCCCCGGCCAGCCCGGUCCUCCCGGGACUCCAGGAGCUUCAGUCAAAGGGGAUGCAGGAGUGGCAGGUCUUAAGGGACUGCGGGGGAAAGCUGGUCCUAAAGGAGACCAGGGAGAGCCUGGUUCUAAAGGUCAGACUGGUCUACCUGGUCCGAUUGGUGUUGCUGGAAUCCCGGGACUUUCUGGACAAAAAGGAGAAAAGGGAGAAGAGGGCAUUGGGACUCAGGGUGUGCAGGGACCAAAGGGAACUCAAGGGGAGAAGGGAGAAAUUGGUCGAUCUGGUCCUGUAGGCGCAAAGGGUGAGCCCGGAAAUCAGGGGAUCCAGGGAAUCGUUGGUCCCCGGGGGAAGAGGGGCCUGAAAGGAGACCAGGGGGAGAAGGGUGCACGAGGGGAGAUCGGGCCUACUGGACCUCACGGCAUUCAGGGCUUGCAAGGACUUGUUGGACCUAAAGGUGAUGAGGGACAACAAGGAGCCCCAGGCGACCCAGCUAAAGGGGUUCUUGGACCCCCUGGGAAAAAGGGAGUACGGGGCGACCUUGGACCUGUAGGGCCUGCUGGACCACAGGGCAUAAAGGGAGAGCAAGGUGACAAAGGAGUGAAGGGUGGCCCUGGCUUUGGUAUCCCAGGACAGCCUGGUCCGAAAGGGGACACUGGAGAGAGGGGUAAUGUUGGACUGUCAGGGAAACCAGGAAUCAAGGGCAAUGAUGGCUCUAAGGGGGAGAAAGGCACCAUUGGAUUCCCAGGCAACCCAGGAGCCCCUGGACUAAGAGGUAAAGAUGGUGAAUCAGGACCUAAAGGGGAUAUGGGACUUAAGGGUGACCUAGGGGUUCCGGGCGAGCCGGGAGAAAGGGGCAUCAGGGGCCCACUAGGUCUGCCCGGGCGGCCAGGAGAUCUGGGAGAGAAGGGCGAGUUGGGGAAGAUCGGCCUGCCGGGCCCAGAGGGACCCAAAGGUGAACGAGGAGAGCCGGGGAAGCCGGGACCACCUGGAAUAACUCAUUUGACCUCAUCUAACGACAACGUCCUGGCCAGAGUUAUCAAGGGAGAGCCUGGAGAUCCAGGUCUACCGGGCCCGAGGGGUCAUCUUGGACCAAUGGGCCCUGAAGGAAAGCCUGGACCCCCUGGCAAAUCACUGGGCGGGUCCGGCACUGGGAGUGAUGGACUGGAUGGGCUACCAGGCACACCAGGAUCCAAGGGCGAAGCAGGGGGGAAAGGAGAGCCUGGACCGAAGGGAGACAAAGGUGAAGCCGGCCGAGUCGGAAUAGCUGGGAUGCCCGGGCUUCCCGGGACUCCUGGUAGACCAGGCAUCGACGGCAAGCGAGGCAUUGCAGGGAAAGAUGGUGAACAGGGAGCCAGAGGGGAUGAUGGGAAGAAGGGUGACAAGGGUGAGCCUGGUGCAGAGGGUCCAGUGGGACGCAAAGGGGACACGGGGCCUCCAGGACCUCCAGGCCCGCCGGUUGUCAUCAAGGUGUCAGACGAGGGUGCCUCUGUAGAUGAUAUAAGGAAGGCUUUCCCCAUGCCCAUGGGUCCUCCUGGGGUGAUGGGUCCCCCAGGUAUGAAGGGCGAUCGAGGUGACGAGGGCCAUAAGGGUGAAAAGGGAAGUGCUGGAGAACCUGGGAAAACACUUGAAAUGCGGGACAUUGAAGUUCUCUUUGAAUCCUAUGGCAUCCGGCUGCCCCUGCUGAAGGCAUUGAUUGACAGGUUGCUGCAGGAUGGGAUGGAGGAGCUACUGCACGAGUUCAGCACUAACAGGAGGGCCAAGGGUGACAGGAAGGAGCCCAGCUCUAACAUCAUCACAGAGUACACGAGUGCAGUGAAGUAUGACGUCUCUGGUGAUGUGCUGUCUGAGGACGCAGAGGAAGUGAGGCCCCUACAGACUCCAGACAUGGCCGAUCCUUUAAAUGGGACAAAGGAGGGUGCUACAUCAUGGGGUGCUGUAACGCCCAAUGGAGAAGUUGGCCACGAUGGAGACGAGAGUGAUCCCGAGCCCCCUGAAGGCGAGCUGCAGCACAUCUUGAGCAGCCAGGAGGACUCCCUGAGGAAGAGCUCCGGAGAGAGGAAACGAGGCAGGGAGCGAGGAAAGGGAAAAGGAAUCAAAGGACGACAUAAGCGGCAAAGGAAACGUUUGGAAGACCAAGAUGAGCAUAUGGAAGAGGAUGAAGGUGAAGAAUAUACCGAUGAAUAUGAGGAUGAACUGGUCACAGAGUCACCCCAACUGUCUCCACACAGCACAGUGAGUGGGGUCCGCUAUAGCACAGAGUCCACCUACACAGAAGAAAAUGAAGGGGUGUUACCUACAGUUGUUCCAGUGACAAAACAUCAAGACCUCUUGGUAACCUCAGUAACUACAGACGGAGCUUCCACAGAGCGUUCACAUGAAGGGUCAGAUCAGGAUGGCCAAUCUUCUGAAUCCAUUAAAGAGGAUCAGGGUGAGAUCACCCCAUCACCAUCGCCAUCAGUCAACACGACAGAAGCUUCACAAGAGGAGCAGGAGGGUCCCUUGGCACCACCAAAGACCAGAGUGAGGAAGAGUGCCCCCUGGCCAGACUACAUGGCAUAUAUGCCAGGCCCAAUGGGAGGACGGAAUCGCUAUAAGCACAGAGAAAAAUCUGACUAAAUGGACCCUAAAUGGAUGUCACAAUCUGGAGCAAAUGGGAGAAAACGUUUAAAC
Molecule: messenger RNA, 6640 nt
Organism: Alosa alosa (allis shad)
Lineage: Eukaryota; Metazoa; Chordata; Actinopteri; Clupeiformes; Clupeidae
Gene: col7a1l
Product: collagen type VII alpha 1-like
Exons: 84
Coding region: 92-6586 (2164 amino acids)
Molecular function (GO): protein binding
Source: RefSeq, a predicted model, not a curated record